Messenger RNA from Boleophthalmus pectinirostris (great blue-spotted mudskipper), 2968 nucleotides. RefSeq names its product zinc finger protein Xfin-like. Gene Ontology annotation, molecular function: RNA polymerase II cis-regulatory region sequence-specific DNA binding; DNA-binding transcription factor activity. Bases 188 to 2662 code for a protein of 824 amino acids. The transcript has 2 exons. Gene Ontology annotation, biological process: regulation of transcription by RNA polymerase II. Lineage: Eukaryota; Metazoa; Chordata; Actinopteri; Gobiiformes; Gobiidae. The record is from RefSeq and is a predicted model, not a curated record.
UCGGGGGAGGAGCUUUACUGCCUACGAAAGCGGAAAAACAGCAGAGACAAAGAAGAAAGUGCCUGGACACAGAAGCCAACCAAGUUUUGGGAAAGAAUGAACCUUGAAACACGAGUCCAGGACUGAAGUGCUGCUCCUGCUGCUUUUAACCUGCUCUCCUGCUUCACUGUCUAGCUCGACCAGCAGAAUGGGCUUCACCUGUGACCAGUGUGGGAAGGAGUUCACACAGUCUGACGCCCUUGAAGAACAUAUGAGGAUCCACUCUGCACAAAGACCAUACACCUGUGAUGUGUGUGAGAUGGCGUUUCCUAGAUCAAGCUCCCUCGUAAUACAUAAGAGAAUCCACACAGGAGAAAGACCGUACGAAUGUGACCAGUGUGGGAAGACGUUUAGACACUCUAGUAAACUAAGAGCGCACAUGAGAAUCCACAGUGGGAAGAAACCAUUCACCUGUGUCGUCUGUGAGAAGGCUUUUUAUCCGUCACGCGCCCUUGGAAAUCACGAGAGAAUCCACACCGGAGACAGACCUUACAGCUGUGAUCUCUGUGAGAAGGCGUAUUUUUCACAAGAGGCCCUAGUAUUACUUAAGAGAGUCCCCACUGAAGAAAAACCCUUCAGCUAUGACGUCUGUAAGAGGACUUUUUCUACAACAGGUGCCCUAGAAUCACAUAGCAAUAUCCACACUGGACAAAACCUGUACGCCUGUAAUUUCUGCAAGAAGGCUUUUUUUUCAUUAGACUCCCGCUUAAAACACAUGAGGGUCCACACCGGGAAGAGAUCGUUCCGCUGCGAUGUCUGUAAAAAGGCAUUUUAUACGCCAAAUCACCUCGCAGUACAUAUGAGAGUCCACACCGGGGAAAGACCGUUCAUCUGCGACGUCUGCGAGAAGAAGUUUUCUACGACAAGUGGCCUAGUGAGACAUAUGAGACUCCACACCGGAGAGCGACCGUACAAAUGUGACGUCUGCGAGAAGAAGUUUACUACGACAAAUGGCCGAGUAACACAUAUGAGACUCCACACUGGAGAGCGACCGUACAAAUGUGACGUCUGCGAGAAGACGUUUACAACGUUUAGCCACCUAGUAACGCACAAAAGAAUCCACACUGGAGAAAGACCGUACAGCUGCGAUCUCUGCGAGAAGGCAUUUUUUACAUCAACUAUCCUAGCAGUACACAUGAGAACCCACACUGGAGAAAGACCAUUCAGCUGCGAUCUCUGUGAGAAGACGUUUUUUACGUCAAGCAACCUUGUAUCUCAUAGGAAAGUCCACACUGGAGAAAGACCGUACAGCUGUGACGUCUGCAAGAAGACGUUUUCGGCGUCGAGCUCCCUAGUAUCUCAUAGGAGAGUCCACACUGGAGAAAGACCGUACAGCUGCGACGUCUGCAAGAAGACGUUUACGGUGUCGAGCUCCCUAGUAUCUCAUCGGAGACUCCACACUGGAGAAAGACCGUUCAGCUGCGACGUCUGCAAGAAGACGUUUACGGCGUCGAGCUCCCUAAUAUGUCAUAGGAGAGUCCACACUGGAGAAAGAGCCUUCAGCUGUGACGUCUGUAAGAAGGCUUUUUUUAAGUCAAGUGACUUAGUAACACAUAAAAGGAUCCACACUGGAGAAAGACCGUUCAGCUGCGACGUCUGUCAGAAGACGUUUUUUACGACAGGUGACCUAGAAAGACAUAUGAGACUCCACACCGGAGCGUACAAAUGUGACGUCUGCGAGAAGACUUUUACGGCAUCGUGCUACCUAGUAAGGCAUAAAAGAACCCACACUGGAGAAAAACCGUUCAGCUGCGAUGUCUGUAAGAAGGCAUUUUCUACGUCAAGCAACCUAGUAUCUCAUAGGAAUGUCCACAUUGAAGAAAGACCAUUCAGCUGCGACAUCUGCAAGAAGACAUUUACGUCAUCGAGUCACCUAGUAUCUCAUAGGAAAGUCCACACUGGAGAAGGACCGUUGAGCUGCGACGUCUGCGAGAAGAAGUUUUCUAAGACAAGUGACCUAGUAAGACAUAUGAGACUCCACACUGGAGAGCGACCGUACAAAUGUGACGUCUGUGAGCAGACAUUUACGGCGUCGAGCUCCCUAGUAGCACAUAAAAGAUCCCACACUGGAGAAAGACCGUACGGCUGCGAUCUCUGUGAGAAAGCGUUUUUUACAUCAACUCUCCUAGCAGUACAUAUGAGAUCCCACACUGGAGAAAAACCGUUCAGCUGCGAUGUCUGCGAGAAGAAGUAUUUUACAACGAGUGCCCUGGUAAGACAUAUGAAACUCCACACCGGAGAGCGACCGUACAAAUGUGACGUCUGCGAGAAGACAUUUAUAGUUUUUAGCUACCUAGUAAAGCAUAAACGAACCCACACUGGAGAAAAACCUUUCAGCUGCGACGUCUGCGAGAAGAAGUUUUCUACAACAGGUGAACUAGUAACACAUAUGAGACUCCACACCGGAGAGCGACCGUACAAAUGUGACGUCUGCGAGAAGACGUUUACAGCAUCGAUCUACCUAGUAAAGCAUAAAAGAACCCACACUGGAGAAAGACCGUAUGUUUGUUCCCAGUGCAAUAAGGAUUUUAAACACUCUUCUAGUCUGUUCAAACAUAUGAGGGUCCACAGUAGAGAGACGUCAGAGCAAACUGUAGAUCAGCAGAUUCAAAACUCUCCAUAACUUAGGCCCUCCAACAAUCUCCAACUAGAUUCAGCUAAAAUUUCUGUUCUCGUUUCUCUCUGUGUUCCUCAUCUGCUGCUGUGCUCUCCACUCCCCUUCAAAACUGAACUUUGGUCUUCAUAGACAUUUCAAAAUCCCACCUGAAAACACAUCUAUUCAAAGCCUCUUACAGUUUGAAAUGUGAACUUUAGCUAUAAUUAUUUUCAUCACUUUUUGUUUUUGCUGUAAUCAUGGUCUUUGGUAUGUUCUUUUUUAUGGCAAAAAGGUUAUGUUUAUUUUAAAUCUGAAUAAAAAAUAUCAAAAACA